Messenger RNA from Opisthorchis viverrini, 719 nucleotides. RefSeq lists its product as hypothetical. The transcript is spliced from 5 exons. Gene Ontology annotation, molecular function: RNA binding. The record is from RefSeq and is a predicted model, not a curated record. NCBI's taxonomy places the organism in Eukaryota, Metazoa, Platyhelminthes, Trematoda, Opisthorchiida, Opisthorchiidae. The coding region runs from base 31 to 615 and encodes 194 amino acids. Gene Ontology annotation, biological process: formation of translation preinitiation complex.
CGACAAUGGAAGCAGUCUGAAGAAGCUCAAAUGAGGCUCGUUGAAUCUCUGAUGCGUGGUAUAUCGAAUGAUUGUAGAUUUGAUGAAAAAGAAGAUGUGUCGUCAGUUACAAACGCCAAGAACUCCCGAGCUAAGGCUAUAAGGAAAAGGGUUUGUGAGGAUUACGAUGUGUCAGUAGAGGUUCUUGAACAAAUUCUGCCAAAGAAAGAUGCACUUAAAGUCGUAAAAUGCCAUGAGCACAUAGAGCUAUUUGCUGAUCUCCAGGGAGACGUUAUCUUCUUCUGCCAACGGGAUGGACCAUUCAUUCCAUCGCUCAAACUUCUGCACAAGUAUCCGUUUCUCCUGCCACACCUUCAAGUGGACCGUGGGGCUAUCAAACACGUGCUCAACGGCUCCAACAUAAUGUGUCCAGGUCUCACUUCCUCCGGUGCUCGUAUGACACAGGUACCGCAGGGCUCGAUUGUUGCUAUCAUGGCCGAGGGCAAAGAACACGCUCUCGCAGUUGGGUCCACGGUUAUGUCUACGGACGAAAUCCUUUCAGUGAACAAAGGUAUCGGUGUGGAGAACUUGCACUAUUUGCUGGAUGGUCUUUGGCGCUUAAAACCUCUCAGAUGAUUCUGCUGGUUUCGGAGCUCUUCGCUUGCAAAUCUCAUGUAUAGUUUAAUCAUCGCCCUAUUUUCACUGUUUAAAUUAUGUGAAAUAAACUGACUAUAUACGCU